Molecule: messenger RNA, 3582 nt
Organism: Aspergillus japonicus CBS 114.51
Lineage: Eukaryota; Fungi; Ascomycota; Eurotiomycetes; Eurotiales; Aspergillaceae
Product: NACHT domain protein
Exons: 7
Coding region: 62-3523 (1153 amino acids)
Source: RefSeq, a predicted model, not a curated record
CCCAAAUUCUUCCCGAACAACUAUUCACAGCGAGUGAUAGCUAUUGAGAAGUGUUUCGAGCAUGUCUGCUACACAGAGUCUCAUCCAGAACGCCUUCGAUGCCGCGGUGCAGGAGUUCAAAGCGAACCUCAACAACGACACAGUCUACCAGAAGAUCCUCUCCAUUACCUCCAUCGAUGAAGUCUACGACCUUACCGAUCAGCUUCAGGCCGAACAAGGCAGAAAGGGGCAUCUGCGACACCUAGCUAAGAUCGAGCCUUACCUGAACCGUCUUCGCGACUACGCAGCAGUCAUUGAAAACUUUGUCCAGAUCAAACCGGAGGUCAUGGCCCUUAUCUGGGGUCCGAUCAAGCUGCUGCUCCAGUGGAGUAGCGUUCUGGCUCAGUCCUUUGAUGCAAUCCUUCAGAUUACGGGCGAUAUCGGGGUCUUGCUGCCGGAGUUCAAGGAUUGCGCGGUCUUGUUCGCGCAGAACAGUCGUAUCUAUGAUCUGAUGGUGCUGUUCUUCAAGGACAUCCUGGACUUUUACCAGGUGGGGUUGAAAUUCUUCACCAUGUCGCGUUGGAAAUACUUUUUCGAGUCUGUCUGGCCCCACAGAAGAGAUCGCAUCAACCUGGUCAAGACUCAUAUCGAAAGACACGCUUUACUCAUGCGAAAUGGGGUACGCCUAGAGCACAUUCGCGAGGAACACGAGGCUCGAUUGAAGGCGUUGGAGCAUUUCAAAGCCGAGGAACGUGCUCAGCGACUACAGCAAUAUCAUGUGAUCAAGACCGAUGUUAACCCGAGGAUGUAUGAUGACAAGCUGAACUGGUGUCAUGGUCGCAUUUGCGAUGGAUCGGGCGCAUGGCUGCUUAGGGACAAGGCUUUUACUCGCUGGUUGGAUUUCUCUGCUGGGACGCCGCCCGUUCUCUGGCUUCAAGGCAUUCCAGGUGCCGGCAAAACAUUCCUUGCCAGCUUAGCAGUGGACAAGGCGCGCACAGUAGCCCACACGGCCUUCGCUUUCCUGAGUCACACAUACAGUAGCAAUACCUCAGCUCUGAGCGUGCUGCACUCUUUGAUAUUCCAGCUCGCAGGGCGAAAUGAGGAUAUGCAGGAUGUGCUCUGCCAUUCCACCCACGAUCGCAUUCGGAGCGAUGUUACUGUUGCCGUCGAGCUUCUCAGAGACUUAUUGAAUUGUGCGGGUUCUGCAUUUCUAGUUGUCGAUGGUGUGGAUGAGAUAGAAGAGCUUGAGCGUGGUAUUCUCCUCAAGCAGCUUCUGCUCCUGUCCGAAAAGUGCCCCGAAACGCGGAUUUUCAUCAGCAGUCGGCGAGAGAGCGACAUUGCCGCCAGUCUGGAAAAAAUAGCGGAGUCAAUUCGAAUUGACAAAAGAAACGAGGAAGGAAUUCAGGCAUUUAUAAGUCAGCAGCUGAGACAGAUGUUUGACAGUCGUGAAUUUCUACCCGACGUCCAGACGCAAAUUCGCCAAUCCAUGGAGCCGCUAGCUUCAAAAGCCAAUGGGAUGUUCUUAUAUGCCAAGGUUGUCUUGAGCAGUAUUGAGCUGCUAGACGACGUCGCGGAGAUUUGCGAAGCGCUGAGCCUCCUACCAGAAGAUCUGGACAGCGCCUAUGCGCGAAUUCUGCUUCGGAUCAAUAAUCUACGACCGGCAUCUGUCAAGGCAAAAGCCAGAAGGAUACUAGCUUGGGUGGGCUGCUCACCCACGCCAUUAACCUUGCGGGAGAUGGAACAAGCUUUGAGUAUUCAACCCGGGAAUUUCAAUGCAGGAAACAGGCUGAGCGUAGCUCCAAAUCUUAGCAAGCUCUGUGGACCAAUAAUCGAAGUUGCCGGCGAAUACGUACAGUUCGUCCAUUUUACGGUCAAAGAAUACUUCUUUAGUACGGCCGUCAGCGGUCAUAUAAGCUUAAUCGAUGGAACUCUCGACUUAGCGACAACCUGCAUUACAUAUUUCUGUCAGGGAUUUCACCAUCCUGAUGUCGUCAGCGAUGACGAUCAAUUUACUCAGCAUCUCAUUGAAGGUAGUUAUAGGCUGCACUACUAUGCGCAGGAGAGAUGUUUUGAAGUCCUUCAGAUCUACCUACGCUUUUUGAAUGGGGCAAAGGUCCCCUCGAGCCUUUUGAAUUGCCUCAACAUGUUGAUGGCUACGCUGAGCAAUGAUCAAUUUGCGCUCGCGCCGGUUAACGGACGCAUUGUGGAAGCUUCAUUUCUGCAUGUCUUUCGAGCAGGUCACUCAGAGCUUUAUCAAUUCCUUGACAACGUCUACCGAUUCCGUCAUAUGUGCUCACAAGAAACAUAUCAUCUGAAUGAAGAAACGAAAUGGGUUGAUUUCGAUCCACUAGUAUCAUCCCAAGUAUCAAUUCGACUUUACCAAGACAUCAAAAGAAUGCAGUGCGCUUCCGGCUCCCACAAUCCCGGAUGCCAAUGCGGACUCCUCGACCGUGUGUUCGGUUUACAGCCCUACAAAUGCGGGUAUUUAAACUGCCCUCUUCAACGCCGUGGUUUUGAGUCCAAAGCAAUACAAAAGCGACAUGAAACCGAACAUACCCGCGUUUGGAAUUGCACUGUUCCAGGAUGCGAGUAUGAAAGAACUGGAUUCUUGUCUGCGAAUAUGAGAGACCAGCAUGCAAGCAAAGCUCAUCGAAAGCCAAAUGAUUCGAAUAAGAUUCUUCACGACACUCAUAUGUCACCCGAGGACGAGGUAAAGUUUAUCCUAGAUCUAGUCAGGUCUAACGAUAUUGAGGCUAUCGAGUCCCUUCCCCUUAUGGUAUUGGAGGCGAGCUUCCGAUAUUUAUGGAGCCGACAGAAACUGGGAAAGAUACUGGGAAGGUUUGGGUCUGCGCCAAUUGCGGUGGUACUUUUGCCAUUUGCCGAAAUACAGUACGUUUAUUCGGAAGCUAUAAAGGAUUCAAAUACUGGCCUUCUCAGCUGGCUUCUUGACGCAAAACAAAUAGUGGAAUUGGAUGAGCAUGGAAGGCCAGUAGAGGUUGUCAAAGAAUUCGCACUGUGCGAUUCGGCAGAGAUGCACGACAUUGGCCGCAGAUGGUUUGCAAUGUUUCGAGAUGUGGAAGGACUAAGUCCUAGAAGACUGUUCUGGGCAGUCAUGAGCAAAGAUGUGAUUGGUGCUACAGCAAGCAAACCGGGCAGAGAAGACUUUUUAGUCUCACUGUGGGAUUCUGUUUGGCCGGAAAUCAGACAAAUUGAUAUUUCGCAGGCGUUGAUGGACGUUGCCAAGACAACUUGCUCUUUAAGGCUUGGGCAGAUUCUGAUUCAACAUGGAGCCAAUGUUAAUUGGAUUACCAAAGGUAGCAAGAUUUCGGUACUCGAAUAUGCAACACGCAAAUCUAGAGCGAAGAAUGCCGAAUUUGCCAAGCUUCUUCUGUUUCAUGGCGCUGAUGCACAGCUCGCUUCAGCCUCAAUUAAAAUGUCCGACCAGAUCGGGGCGAAGGAGAUAUAUCGUUGGCUCGGGGUUUCAUGGAACGAUUUGGUAGAACAGGCUAGGGCCCAUGCAGAUGAAAAUGCAACUAGCCAAUGACGAGUGACGUUGUAUCUAUGUGUCAUAUAAAUGCACGCGAAAUCCCGACCUUGAGCCAU